AUGCUGAAAUUGCAAAAUGCUCCCCUGCCACAAGCUAGAGUACUACUGAAACACUUAGUCAAAACGAUUCGGCUAGCAAAUUGGAUUUCUAACUGUAAUUCCCAAAUGCACAACGGAACCAUAUUGGAAAAGAAAGACUCUAAUAACGCAAAUCUGGAUUGUCCUGUGGCUGUAGCGUUCGAAAACGAUUCCACAGGACUUCAAAGCAAAGAUGUGUCACCUGAUAGCGACGUAAACGACGUUACAAAUCAUGAUGAUGGUGUCAAGAAUGCUAUUUCUAAAAGUACUACCGAUGACGGCAUUAGAAUAUCCUUAAAGAAUGAAUUGGAAUAUUACUUUUCAAGGGAAAAUGUCGCUUCUGAUGCAUAUUUGCUUUCUCAAAUGGAUAGCGACCAAUACGUGCCAAUUAAAACAAUAGCUACAUUUAAUACAAUUAAGCAGCUAACAUCAGACAUAGAUCUAAUCACUGAAAUAUUGAAAGAGUGCUCUACUGUACAGCUGGAUGAAGACGGUGAGAAAGUCCGACCAGUUACUAAUCGAUGCACGAUCAUUCUACGAGAAAUUGAUAGACGGACGCCAACAGAGGAUAUAAUGAAUCUAUUCUCUGAUACGUGUCCUAAACCAAUAUCAUGUGAAUUUGCCCACAACAACAGUUGGUACGUUUCCUUUGACAAUGAUGAAAAGGCGCAGGAAGCCUUUAAUUACAUAAGAGAAGUAGUGAAAGAAUUUCAAGGCAAACCAAUAAUGGCUCGAAUUAAAGCAAAGCCGAUACAGAAACGCGAUUUUGGCCCAAAAAACGAAUUUAGGCAACUGCCUCCAGAGGUUAAUACAUAUCCACGCCCAAGGCCUGCUUUUGGGAUGGUUCCUUUCAACGGUCAUCAGGCUGUUCCUUUCUACAAUGUAAUGCCUUGGGCCGUGCCUCACUAUUACCCAGAACCGGCAAUGAUGAAUAGUGUACUUAUGCAGAUGUAUUUUUCUGCAUUAAUAGCACCUUCUAAUACAAUGAAACAAGUAUCAAACCCAUCAAAUCAUCGUGGACAUUCGGGUCAUCACAAUAAAAAUACUUCGAGAAGCGAUCGUCAAAAUCGUGAAGAACACCAUCGUUCGGCUACUGCUAAUGGUACUCUUCCAUCGCAGAAUGAAUCAAAUCCAAGUACGCCACGACGCCACACUAAUGAACAAGGGAAGACUGGAAAGCAAAAACGUCGUAGUCAUAGUUCAGAAGAAGUAAACUAUAAACAUGUAAGCAACUAUUCUGAUAAUCGUUCUCAUUUACAAGUUGCAAGAGUUUUACGUGAUGCUUCUUUUUUAAAAUCCAUUAAUCAGAAACCUAACAAAGAUGGAACAAAUUAUUCUAGCAAAAAAGAAAAGGAAUAUCCCAUACAACGUAAAGUAAAUUUGGAUUUUGCCUCACAUUUUCCACCUUUACCAUCAGCCGUAGGAAGUAAUACCGCUUCGCCACCAGUUCGGGAAGUAGACGAUAUCGAUCACCCUAAGUUAGCUGAUGUGGUUAAAGGUAUUAAAGACGCGAAGGAUUCAGGCGCCAGUUCUACUAAUGUAAAUCGGAACAAACCUACGUCGCAAGUAUCCUCCAAAAGUAAACCGACUGUAAAUGCCACAACUCAAAAUCAUGAAUCCCAGGCAAAAGCAAGUACCAGUAAAGGCAGCGCUAAAAGCUUAGAUUCUUCGAAGCACGAAGAAAAGUCCACAAAUCCAAAAUUAAGCUAUGCCGAAAUGGCACAAAAAUCAAAUAAAAAAGCUUCAAAAUCUGAAAGUACUGAAAGAUAA
This is a messenger RNA of Trichoplax adhaerens, 1788 nucleotides long. RefSeq lists its product as uncharacterized. Gene Ontology annotation, biological process: positive regulation of translation. Gene Ontology annotation, cellular component: cytoplasmic stress granule; cytosol. Gene Ontology annotation, molecular function: mRNA 3'-UTR binding. NCBI's taxonomy places the organism in Eukaryota, Metazoa, Placozoa, Uniplacotomia, Trichoplacea, Trichoplacidae. The coding region runs from base 1 to 1788 and encodes 595 amino acids. The record is from RefSeq and is a predicted model, not a curated record. The transcript has 16 exons.